GACCACCGAACGCACCGGUCAUCAGAGGUUUAGGGACUAGACGCUACAUAUCAAGAGUUCAGUUUGUUGUCUUUUUCUUUACCCUUCAGAUUUUACCACUUCUUCGAGUUUAUUUUUCAAAGUAAACUGGAGGAUUUCAUCCGGUAAACAGAACAGGCAGCUAGAUUUUCAAGUGUCGGUGUGAAGAAUAAAUAUUACCAUACUCUUCCUUGCCAACUUUUCGAACGAUAAAACGAACGGAAAAUUUCGCAACAACGACGAGUCAAAGAAAAUCAAAGCCACAAGAGGCGCCGGAGGGGGAAAAUUCGCGAUUCGAAACAAUGCUCGCAGCCUCGAUGUGCCGUGAGGUGCACUUCACGGUGUUACCACCGUCCCUGGUUUCCACGGUACCUCGAUGUCUUUUCGGCCAGCCGAACGCCAAGGAUACGGUCGAUCUUCUUCAGGAGGCGUUGGAGAUGGAAAGGGCAAAAUUUUCGAGAAGAUGGGGCGUCGAUCCGCGGUCCUCGGAGGACAAGGAGAACAAGUGCGGAGCAGCAAAAAGCAAGCCUAGGACCGGCAACAAAUCCCCGAGGAAGAGGUCUACCCCGUAUUCGCGGCAGACGAACAUCCACGACUUCUGGCGUUCGCGAAAGGCUUACGAUUCUAGCAGCAAGAAAAUUGUCUCCACUUCAUCGUCAUCCUCCUCGUCGUCGUCUGAUGACGUCGCCAAACAGACCAGCAACAACGCAGAAAUAUCAGGAUGCACCUCGACGUCAUCUUCGUAA
Neodiprion fabricii is the source of this 764-nucleotide messenger RNA. RefSeq lists its product as uncharacterized. The transcript is spliced from 2 exons. The record is from RefSeq and is a predicted model, not a curated record. Lineage: Eukaryota; Metazoa; Arthropoda; Insecta; Hymenoptera; Diprionidae. The coding region runs from base 321 to 764 and encodes 147 amino acids.